CCCAGCUCUGCUACAUCCGCUCUGCUCACCCUUGCCACUCCCGCCACCACACCGCCUCCAGCAUCGGCACCGCUUCCUCCCCCACCACCUCCCCACCCCUCUCCGCCCUGCCUCCUCCCCCUUCCGCAGAUGGUGGCGGCGGCCCCCUCCUGUCCUAUGCGAGAUCUUUUGGUCGCCACCGCGUCCACCUAACUUGGCGCCAACACCGCCUCCCCAACCAUCACAGCCGAAUUCCGCUGGCGUUCAGCCUCUCCUCUGCCCUCUUCCUCCAUCAUGGCAGACGCCUGCCUCGGCCGCAUCCCCAUCCUAUCCCAAACCAAAUCCCCAUUCUAUCUCCAAUCAUAUCCAGUGUGGUUCCCUCGGGGUCGAUCUCUAGAGUUGCCUAUAUAAAGGCAGCUGCCACCACCGAUUGGAGGGGCGGGCGUAGAGGGGGAUAACGGGCGAAACCCUGUUGCUGCCGCUGCCCAUUGGAAGAGCAGGCCGAAGGUCCUGCCGCCAUGGAGUCCGGUCGCCAAGAGCUUCUGUUGCUGUCGAGCCGCCACAAUUGUUGCUGGGCAGUGAUGGAGUUCGAGGCGCUCUGCAUGGCCCGCCUCGAGCGGUUCAAGGUCCAGCUUGCUAGAGAAGACUGCUUGGAACUUAGACAGGAAGACAGCGACCUUCUCGAGUACUCCAAUGCAAAAUUGGGUCGUGUCACUCGCUAUCUUGGAUUUCUUGCCGACAGAACUUGAAAAUUAGAUCAAGCUGCCCUUGAGACUGAAGCUAGAAUCUCUCCCUUGAUUCACGAGAAGAAAAGGCUUUCAAAGACCUGUUAACCUUGAAAGGCAAUGUCAAAGUGUUUUGUCGUAGCAGACCACUAUUUGAAGAUGAGGGUCCAUCAGUGGUAGAGUUUCCAGAUGAUUUUACUAUCCGUGUAAACACUGGAGAUGAGUCUUUAACCAAUCCUAAGAAGGAUUAUGAGUUUGAUAGGGUAUAUGGACCCCACAUUUGUCAAGGUAAGAAUGGUGGAGUGGGGUUCUCAUAUAUCCAUAUAGCAAGGUAAAGAGCUCACUGUUUUCUCCUCCCUUUAACCCUUCAGUUCCCUUGACUAUGCCAGUGUACCGAAGAACAAACACAUAGAAUCCGAACAGGGAUUGAGAUCCAUCCAAGCUUCAAUUUGUUUUUUCAUUUUUUACCCAGGGAAAAAAGGAAAAAAAAAGACUAGAAAAACUAUCUUUUUACUACAGCUUACUAUAUGUCGGAUUUCAGAGCAGAGAGCAGAGAGCAUAGAUCUGUUAGUCUUUUGAGAAACUGGAUGUUUCAAUUGACCAACAAUACUGAAAAUAAGAAAAUAAAUCUCUCAUAGUUUAGUAUGUCAGAACCUUCUAAAUUAUAGUGAUUAUUUUAGAGUUCACCUCCACUGGCGUGAGCUGCAGACAUAUUUUCUAUUCUAUGUCAAGCUAAUGUUGUGAUUGGUUUGUCCAUCAUCAAGCAUACAUUCAAUUAGUUAACAGCUGAAUUGUGAACUUAUAACAUUUCACCCAAUAAUUUUUUUCUCUGCUCAUAUGAAACAAAGUAGUAAGGCAAUAUUGUUUACCCUAACUGAAAUUUACAAUCUCCCGCCCCAUCAAUUAUCAUUUUAGCUAACUUUUCAUAUACCAUGUACAGUUCAUGAAGAUGAACAAUGUAAGAGAUCAGACGAAAACAUGGAACUAAAACUGACAUGUUCACUGUGAGACGUUUAGGUAGCAGAGAAGUCAACACUCAAUUAAAUGGCAACAAUCUCAGCCUGUUUUAUUAUACUGCAAAGGUCAUAACAAUACAUCUGUUUCAAAUUUUUAUGUUCCUGCUCAUCAAUAUGUUUAUGUUCCAUGCGCUUGAACUUAACUUAGUUCUUUGUUUGGUCCUACCACUGCCAUUGCUUACAAUUUACAUUAGCUCCAAAAUCCUUCAAAAGAAUGUAGCAAUGCUGCUUCUCUUUUUUUUUUACCCUUUCUUUAUUCUACUACCAGAUUCAAUUAAAUGUUGACAACAAUAGCUUUAAACAAAUGGCUAUAGCGGUGAUGAUCAUUGAUACUUUAGACGGUAUGAUUUCCGUUACAAAUUGUCUCUUGCAUUUAACUUACAAAUUUACUGGUAUGACUGGUCUGUUAAUGCCACUUUGUAAACUAAAACUAUAUCAAUGGAAAUUACAAAAAUAUCAGUGAAUAAAACCUUGCAUGCCAAUUAAAAGGUGUCAUACAUAGGACUACAUCCGUCGACCAUUGCCUUAUCAGUAAGUUUAGCACAUAAAUCUUUUAAAUUGGUACUAAACCAUAUACACAGGCCAUAAGGCGCGGCAAUUGCCGCGCGCCAAACUUCUAGUUUCGAAUCGAAAUUGAGUCCAAAACCAAACCGAAAACGUGCUGCAUAUAUAUAGAUAUAAAGAUAGAGAUCUGAGAGGGGGAAAACGGAACUGAAGUGGUUUCUCGGCGAGAUCCCUCGGGAGGGAGGUAUCGUCGUCUACUCGUACCAUGGGGCUGCUGGCGCUCCAGCGGCUCAUGUCCCUGCAGCGCGACCGGCAGCGGCGUCACCGGCAAAUCCGAGUCCAGAAUGGAUCCAUUGCUUCAGUGGAUAAAAGAAAGGGCUCCCCCUGUCAACAAGAUGGUGAUUCUCAAGCUGCCAAAAUAAUGAUAUGUUCAAUCCCAGACCUUCCUGAGGAUGUCUGGCGCCAUAUACAUUCCCUAUUACCAUUGCGUGAUGCUGCUCGCGCUGCUUGCCAGUCUCGCGCCUUUCUACGUUCCUGGAGAUGUCAUCCCAUCCUCACCUUGAAUAGGAAUAUCCUUGGCUCAAAUGCAACAAAUGCGCGUCAAGAGGAUUUCAUCUGCAAAAUUGAUCGCAUUCUGAGGAACCACUCAGGCAUUGGCAUUAAGAUAUUCAAGCUUCAAUUAUUUGGUAUUUUCGAUGCCUGUCCUUAUCUGGACAGUUGGCUUCAGAUUGCUGUUAAACCAGGGAUUGAAGAACUCACCCUUGAGCUAUGUAGUAGAUGCAAGAUAAAGUACAAUGUCCCAUGCUCACUUUUAUCUGAUGGGGUUCGAAACUCCAUUCGGUAUCUUCGACUUGGCUUUUGUGCCUUCCGUCCCACAGCUGAACUUGGCCCCCUGAGAAACCUAACUAGUCUGUCCCUGUAUUUGGUUCGUGUUUCGGGGGAGGAGUUAGAGUGCUUUCUUUCCAACUCUCAUGCUCUGGAGCAGUUGGACCUCAAUGAUUGCAAGGAGAUAAUUUGCCUGAAGAUACCUUGCGUGCUGCAGCAACUCAGCUGCCUGAAGGUUUCUAGUUGCUUUAGGCUGCGUGUGAUAGAGAGCAAAGCUCGAAAUCUCUCCAGUUUUUGCCUUAGGGAAGACAGGGUAGAACACCUCUCACUUGGAGAAACAUUGCAAAUGAAGAACCUGAGCAUGCACCGUUCAAACCUUGUCUGUUAUGCUCGUACUGAGCUGCCGUCCAGUAUGCCAAAUCUUGAGGCUCUUAGCAUUAGUUCGCAUUAUGAGGGGGUCAAUACACCAAUGCUGCCUACCAAAUUCCUGUUCCUCAAGCGCCUGACUAUUUCUCUGGUUACUGGAUGUACCUUUUGCCCAUAUUAUGAUUAUUUUACUCUGGUUUCUUUCCUUGACGCUUCUCCUUCCUUGGAGACUUUGAUCUUGGAUGUAGCGCAGGAACGUAUGAAGCAUGAGUCAGUUUUUGGAGGUUCGCCACAGUUGAGGCAGAUGCCCGAACACCGCCAUGGGUGCCUCAAGAUUGUGAAGAUCACAGGCUUCAGCUCUGCCAAGAGCUUGGUUGAGCUAACAUGUUAUAUUCUUAAGAACGCAGUCUCACUUGAGUGUCUUACACUGGACACCAUUUAUGGUGCUAAUAGGUGUUAUUUAGCAAAUUCUAUUCUCAUGGAAUGCGAUCCCAUGAGUAAGGGUAUUCUCAUGGAAGCCACUAGAGCGGUCGCGGCUAUCAGAACAUACAUUGAGGAUAAAGUCCCCCCUGCAGUUAAUCUGACUGUUCUGGAGCCCUGCAGCCGGUGCCAUGCUGAUGGAGGAUUUUGAGUUUGAGGUGUUUAAUAAGUUAUCGUAAUAGGUAAUGUGUGAUUAUCUAAUUUAAUUUUAAAUGAACCAUGCUUUGUUUCUUAUAUUAUUGGACCUGUUCAUUGUUUAUUGUAAUACUCCUAGAUACGACAUGUAGGCUUUGUUUCUUGUAUUAUUGGACCUGUUCAAUGCAGGGUUUAACUUUUCGACGGUUACCGCCGGGGACCAGUUUUCAGGGUCUAAAUGGUUUUGUGAACCUUGGUUCAA
Phragmites australis (common reed) is the source of this 4292-nucleotide messenger RNA. RefSeq lists its product as uncharacterized. The transcript is spliced from 8 exons. The coding region runs from base 2490 to 4046 and encodes 518 amino acids. The record is from RefSeq and is a predicted model, not a curated record. Gene Ontology annotation, molecular function: protein binding. Lineage: Eukaryota; Viridiplantae; Streptophyta; Magnoliopsida; Poales; Poaceae.